AUGAUCAAGAAAGCUCACAGCCUUGUGCAAAAAAUAGGGCCCGGAAUGCCAGGAAGAGGAGAAAAUAUUCGCCUCGCCUUUGAAGCCACUGGAACACCAUACACCGACGUUUCAAAUGAGAAUAAGGAAGGAAUCAACGACGUCCUGGCCCAGAUCAGCGCAGACAACGUCGGCGACGCGAACAACCCGCCUCCUCUAGCACCACCGAUCCUAAAGCACGGCGAGAAAAUCCUCAUCUCCCAAAGCCCGAACAUCUUGUUCUACCUAGGCCCGAAACUCAACUUGGUCCCGAACACCGACGAAGACCCGGUCGGGAUCUACCAUGUCAAUGCCUUGGCUUUAACCGCUCUGGACGGACUAUCCAAUGAAGCGCACGACACCCACCACCCCAUCGCAACCGGCGACUACUACGAAGACCAGAAAUCCGAAGCGUUGAAGAAGGCAAAGGACUAUCGUGCAAACCGCCUGCCCAAGUUUCUCGGUUAUUUCAAUCGUGUGUUGAAAGGGGAAGCCUCCAAGGGAGGCGAGUACCUCUAUGGUGGCCAGUUGACUUAUGCGGACCUAGUGUUCUUCCAAUGCUUGAAUGGUGUGACACACGCGUUUCCGAAGGCUGUGGCUAGGAUGAGAGAAAGUGGAGAUUAUGAUCUCGCUUUUGCACUGUAUGAUCGCGUCAAAGGCUUGGACAAAAUCAAGGCCUAUUUGGAAAGUGAUAGGCGGCAAAAGUACUCGCUGGGUAUUUGGCGACAUUAUCCUGAGCUGGAUGAUGAGUGA
Molecule: messenger RNA, 771 nt
Organism: Exophiala bonariae
Lineage: Eukaryota; Fungi; Ascomycota; Eurotiomycetes; Chaetothyriales; Herpotrichiellaceae
Exons: 1
Coding region: 1-771 (256 amino acids)
Biological process (GO): glutathione metabolic process
Molecular function (GO): glutathione transferase activity
Source: RefSeq, a predicted model, not a curated record